This is a messenger RNA of Exophiala bonariae, 924 nucleotides long. RefSeq lists its product as uncharacterized. Bases 1 to 924 code for a protein of 307 amino acids. The record is from RefSeq and is a predicted model, not a curated record. NCBI's taxonomy places the organism in Eukaryota, Fungi, Ascomycota, Eurotiomycetes, Chaetothyriales, Herpotrichiellaceae. The transcript has a single exon.
AUGGCGCAGUCCGCUAAGCGAACCGACACAUAUUCACUACAGUGCGGGAUUGUUGCGUCUUGCCGACUCACUGCCCAGCACCAUUUGAUUACGCAGCGAAUUGGUGGUCUAAUCUACCCUGCUAUUUCCAAUGAGAUUAGAUCCAGGAAGGACCUAGCCAUCGCCGACGUCGGUUGUGGUAAUGGAAUAUGGGCCAUCGAGGCAGCAGAGGAAUACCCAUUGGCAGAAGUAAUCGGUAUCGACAUAUCCGACGCGCAGUUUCCGUGGACGUGCCCCGAGAAUUGCUGCUUUCACGUACUGGAUAUGAUGCGGCCAGUGGACCAGGAUUAUAAGGGUUGCUUCGAUUUGAUCAAUGUUCGGCUGCUUGCAGGCUCUUUCGAAGGGAAGGAAUUCACUCCCAUCAUCGACAACCUGCACCAAAUGCUAAAGCCAAAUGGCUGGAUCCAGUGGCUCGACAUCUCAUCACCAGCAAUUCGUGCUUACGACUACACAGAGCCAAGUAUCAUAUCCGAAUGGCGACUGCCAUCACCAAUCACGACUCAGAUUCCACUCUUCAUCAAGUCUGUGGAAUGGUUCGACAAACUACCAGCCCUGCUGAAGCAACGAGGGUUCAUAGAUAUUGAGAGAUACGAGUGUCCUCCUAAAGAAAGCACUCUAAAACAUGAAGCGGAGAUCACUGUAUUGGUUUUGAUGGAACUGGGUCAAUCACUCUUUGACGUUGAACCUGCUGCCGCUGAGAAGUUCAACGAUGCUAUUGCCGAAAUGCUAGAGGGGAUUCAGGACGGGAGGUUGUUUACGACGGUGUUACAAACCACUAUCGGUAAAAAAUUACAUCGAGCUCUCAGAAAGCGAAAGCCCAGAGCAAAUAUGGUGUUGGAAUGGCUGAAGAAAGAGCGGGAGGGUGGAUCACGAUCAAACAUUUGA